AUGGCCAAUACGCUCUCCCUCAUCCGCCUAGCAUUGAUCGAAUUCCUCGAAAACCUUCACACCUUCCAAACUUUCCAAUCACGCAUCCAGCACCCUCCAGGGCUCCCACUCCUAAACCCCAACCGCUCAUUCUGGUCCUACCUACCCUACCCCAUCGCCGCUCACGUUUCUCAGCUCCCGGUGCAUGCUGAUUUUGUCGUUGUUAGCUCGGGUACUACUGGGACAUCAGUUGUGAGGAAGCUUUUGGAUAGUGCAAGUGUUGAAGGGAAUGAUGUUGGAGUUGUUAUGUUGGAAGCAAGAGAUGCGUGUUCUGGGGAGGCUGGGGGUUUUCUGAAGGCAGUCUUCAAGAAACGAUGGAUGUCUUCAGCGACAUCAGCGCUGUCUAGCAAGAUAGUAGUAGCAACACCCUUGCCAGAAAUGUUCACUGGUAUCUCGCCCACCAGCGGGUCCACAUCUUUCCGCGUGACUUCACGAAUGUGCCCUUCCGAGCGACUUGCGAUUAGAAUUAUGUACGGUAAUGUCGAUCUCGAGUUUUUGGAACAGGCAAUCUAUCUCGGCGUCAGAGAAAUGUUCAAAGAUCAGAAGCGACGCUGUGAAUUCAUAAGAAUGAUGAGCGGUGGUCUCCCAAAAGCUAAAACAAAACCGACAGGCGAGCAAUGA
Suillus subalutaceus is the source of this 660-nucleotide messenger RNA. RefSeq lists its product as uncharacterized. The record is from RefSeq and is a predicted model, not a curated record. The coding region runs from base 1 to 660 and encodes 219 amino acids. The transcript has 4 exons. NCBI's taxonomy places the organism in Eukaryota, Fungi, Basidiomycota, Agaricomycetes, Boletales, Suillaceae.